AUGGCAACAAGUGUCUCGGUGUCCCAGGACGAGUUCAACUGUUGUAUCUGUCUGGAUCUGCUGAAGGACCCGGUGACCGUUCCCUGUGGACACAGUUUCUGCAUGAGCUGCAUUACAGGGUUCUGGAACCAGGAGGACCAGAGGGGUGUUGCUUACAGCUGCCCUCAGUGCAGGGAAACCUUCACCCCGAGACCUGCACUGGCCAGAAACACGUUGAUCGCUGACGUUGUGGAGAAACUGAAGAAGACUGACCUCCAGUCUGAUGCUGAAACUUCCCGCUUGUCUGGACAGGGGGAAGUGGAAUGUGACAUCUGCACUGGGAAUAAAUGCAAAGUGAAUGCAGUGAAGUCAUGUCUGACGUGCCCAGGGUCCUAUUGUGAAACUCACAUCCAGCCGCACUAUGAUGUACCUGGCCUGAGCAAGCACAAACUGGUGAAUGCCACCACACGGCUCCAGGAGAAGAUCUGCUCUCAACAUGAUGAGAUAUUGAAAGUGUUUUGCCGCACCGACCAGAAACUAAUCUGUGUGCUGUGCUUGAUGGACGACCACACGGGACACACGAUCGUCUCAGCCAAAGCAGAAUGGCGUGACAGACAGGACAAGAUGAAGAGUGCCAUAGGGGUGAACAGGGCCCUACUCGAGGAAAAGGAGGGUAGACUGCAGGAGCUGGAACGAACUCUGAAGACGAUCAAGGAGUCUGCUGAUUCGGCCGUGGAUAGCACUGAGAGGAGUUUAGGUGAGCUGACCGCUGCCUUCACGGGCAGAAUCAGAGCUCAGGAGAAGGAGGACGUGAGGUGUGGACAAGAGCUUCGAGAGCAACUGGAGGAGGAAGUAGCCAAGUUGAAGAGAAGAGAUAAGGAGCUGGAUGAAGGCCUCAACACACACGACUACAUCCUUUCUCUGCAGAUGCUUUUUAACCAAAGUGACUCACAAUCGAGGACAUAAUCAUAUUCAACAUCACUAGCAGAU
Molecule: messenger RNA, 969 nt
Organism: Engraulis encrasicolus (European anchovy)
Lineage: Eukaryota; Metazoa; Chordata; Actinopteri; Clupeiformes; Engraulidae
Product: E3 ubiquitin/ISG15 ligase TRIM25-like
Exons: 4
Coding region: 1-945 (314 amino acids)
Molecular function (GO): zinc ion binding
Source: RefSeq, a predicted model, not a curated record